Molecule: messenger RNA, 2841 nt
Organism: Anisakis simplex (herring worm)
Lineage: Eukaryota; Metazoa; Nematoda; Chromadorea; Rhabditida; Anisakidae
Source: the annotation of a GenBank genome assembly
AUGACGAACGCCGACGUGAUAAAGGCUAACCUCAGCAAAGAGUUGAAAUUGGUUGCUAAAAAUACCUCUGAUGAAGCAGACCUUAAUGGAAGUAUUCCUGAUUGUAUCACGCAGACAUUGUGCAAUAUCGUUGAAGCGAUCUUCAUCCAUGGUUUGAAGGAUCCAUUCUUUGUUCGAGGAUCACGAUAUGCAAAAUAUCCUGAACCAAACUUUUGGCCAUUGUUGCACAAAUAUACUCAUGUAUCGAUUAUGAAUCAAAUAACAACAGCGAACCAUAUCAAAAGUGAUAUUGGCAAGGCACGGGCUUGGAUACGUAUUGUGCUAAAUGAGCAUGCUCUGGAGCAUUAUUUAAACUUGUUCUGGCAUGAUCCAAUCUCGAUGUGUAAGUACUAUGAUAAAUCAGCAUAUCUGCGAGAUUUGGAGCAUUUCAAUCUGAUGGUUGGCUGUGUGAAAUCAAUGUCUGAAAUUGAUCUGCUUCAUAUUCCCAUCAAUAGUCCAUUUUUGAACGCAUGGACACCGACACCACUGAUACUAUCGGGAUUGGUGGCUGGUAAGCCAGCAAGAUUGGAACAGCUUCGUCCACGACGUCGUGACCAGCAGAAGCCUUCCACCGAAUUUUCCUCAUCAGCACCAGAAAAUGACAAUCAGACCGAAGUAGCCGAAUCCGCGCUUGAUUUAAUUGAACCGCCGUCACAACAUUCUCUGCUUACAGCCUCAUCUGCAUUCAAUGGUACUGCAGCAGCAGCAGAGGAGCGUAGUCCUGCUCCAUCGAGGCCUUUGUCGAGGGGUUUAAGCUGCGAUGAUGAUGAUGUAUCGUCAGUUUAUUCACAUCCAUCCAUGUUAGACGGUGGCUUGGAUGCUGAACUUCGAAUAAAACCAUCCUUUAUUCAUCAACGAACUGCUGUUAUUCUCGAUGAUUAUGCGCCGUCCAGUCGUGCCAUGACCACUCCAAAUCAGCAUUCUCACUAUCCACUCUCAAGUACACCGCAUAAUCAGUUCAUUUCUGCUCUUCUACCGCGCACACUUCAAAAUUGCGAUUCAUCUUCUCCUUCUCAUGAGGUACGUGUUUUACGAAGACGCCAUCGCGUACGUCGUACAUCGAAGAGUAGCAGCGAGGAUGGAUCUCGGUCCAGAAGUGAUGAAACAGCGACAGCACCAAAUGAUCCAUCAUUCAAAAAUGAUUUUGGUAUUACGUUGAAUAUACCUCGAUCAAUAGAAGAAGAAGAAAAAGAUAUCAAUGGAGCACUAGCAACCUCAGCAAAAAUGAACAUCAGCAAGAUUGUUGGAAUUAAGUCAGUAUCAGUGGAAGAUGCCGAAGAAGGGAAUGAUGAAGAAUGUUCGGAGAGUGAAAUUGUGAAGAGGAAAGUAUUGCUGAAUUCUGUUCUGCAAAGCACCUAUUAUCUUGAUCAACCGAAACAAACUGUUGGGUCGAGUCUUAAUGAUGAAGAUGAUAACAAUCAGCGGGAAAAGGUUGGUGAUGGAAUUGCAGCUGCAGCAGAGCCGAUACCAAUACCUUCGAAUGCAGUCGAAUGCAACCUUGUUCUCAGUCCGAGUAGUGAAAUAUCGGCAAUUUCUCUACAAGAGGAGUUGUUGAACGUGGGCGUUGCCGAAAAUGAACAUGAAACUUCAGGCAAUAGUUUAUUGGGUAAAGGAUGGACAAACCAUCCGCCGUUGAAUGUCGUUCAAUCGGAUGGUGACGGAGCAUUUCUUCAAUCAGGACAAUCUUCAUCAAAUGGCACCGCAGAUUCGUCGCAUAAUUUUGAUGUGAUGAUGAGGAAUACAGUUGCUGUAUGCGAUGAUGACUAUGAAGAAAUGGAAACGAAGGUACGAAGUCGAUUGGAUUCAGAAAUGUUCGCUGACACGCUGAAUGAGAGUAUUGUGAGUGGGAUUGAAAUCGGUCGUGCGUCGAUCAGUGAGAAAGCUGAUGAAGGUUCAUUGAUCGCUACUUCGACCAUAAUGCCACUUUCGUGCGGAACAGUAACAGCACAAACAGCAAAUCGUAAAGGCAGUUCUUCUGAACGUGCAAUAAUCGUGAAUGAGGCUGAUAUGAAUGGUGAGGACGAGUAUGGUAUAUCAAGAGCGAUGAUCCCUUUACUGACGACAAUACCUCGUGAAAAAGGUCUUGAUCAACAAAACUUCAGAUGUGCAUCAUGUAACCGGUCAAUUGGACCCACUUUUGCUGAUUACAUGGUUUGUGCAUUGGAUGCCAAGUAUUAUUGUGAUGGAUGUUGGCGUAAAGGUGAUACAAGCGUUAUUCCGUCAAGGUUAAUCCAUAAUUGGGAUUCAUAUCCAAGGCAGAUUUGCCGUGCGAAUAUGUCGUUUCUGAAUGCAAUCGCCGAUCGACCAAUUAUACGAAUCGAUAAAGUGAAUAUGCAUCUCUAUGAGCAUUGUGCAGCGAUGCAAAACAUUAAGUUUUUACGCGAAAAAAUGGCACUGGCAGUGAUGUAUUUGUUAACGUGCCGUGAAUCAGUUGCUGAUGAUUUACGUAUGAGAUUGUGGCCGAAAGAAUAUUUGUUCAGCGAUAUUCAUCUGUAUUCAUUUACGGAUCUUUUGAGUGUUCUUUCGGGACAGUUGGAACGGCAUUUGCAAUCGAUCAUCAAUUAUGCCAUUGAUCAUAUUCAUCGAUGUUUGUUGUGUGCUCAAAAGGGGUUUGUUUGUGAAAUAUGUGAUAGCAAACAGGUCAUAUAUCCAUUUCAAAUGGAGGUUACAUACCGGUGCUCAAAAUGUUAUUCGGUGUUCCACAAGGAAUGUAUUGGUGAACGACAGUGUCCGAAAUGUUUGCGACGAGAACAAUACGCUAAGCAGCCAGAUUUAUCACCAGAACAUUUACCUCUCGACUAA